This is a messenger RNA of Alternaria burnsii, 1788 nucleotides long. RefSeq lists its product as uncharacterized. The transcript has 4 exons. The record is from RefSeq and is a predicted model, not a curated record. NCBI's taxonomy places the organism in Eukaryota, Fungi, Ascomycota, Dothideomycetes, Pleosporales, Pleosporaceae. Gene Ontology annotation, molecular function: arylformamidase activity. The coding region runs from base 1 to 1788 and encodes 595 amino acids.
AUGUCGGCCAAAUUCAUGCAGAUGUUGCAGAAUAUGCAGCAGCGAUCGAACCGGACUGUGGAAGACAUGCGAAACUCUGAUGACAAGCUCGCGGGUAUGGACGGUAUGGAGCUUCGUGGAUGGACCCAACAGAAUCCUACAGUGCCGAGCCGCGACCUCACAGAUCCAGUCGGGCAGACCAUUCUUGCUGUAUUCAACAAAGAAUUUGAUGCGCUUCAGAAUUACUGCGAAAUGAUGAUCAAGCAACUCGGAGGAACCGAGGAAGCUCGCGAGACUGUCAGACAAGAUGUAUAUUCGAAAAAAUGGGGUCCCACCAAAACGCCCAUCUACUCAGUCCUAUUGCCAGCGCUACAUAUGCUCCCCAACAACAAGCAAGAUCUUUUAGGCGUUGUCAGAUAUCUAGUCAACGAUCUCAAAGUACCAGUCGACGGAAGAGAUGUCGUGGGCAGCACAGCACUCUUCUGGGCAAUCUCAACCAAACCCUACGUACAACCAGAAUUCGCCCAAAUUCUCUUCGAUGCCGGGGGUUCUGUCAACACUAAGAACCGUUUUGAUGCCACGCCGGGUGCCGAAAUUGCGCAAGCCGACAUCCACGGCGACACGACCAAGAACGUGCAGAUGAUGAAGUGGUACAUUGAGCAUGGCGGAGACGUCGUUGCUAAAGACACAGAUGGAAUGAACAUCAAGACCAUAGUCGAAAUGAUGGGUCAAAAGCUGGUGAUCACUGUUUUCUCGAAAGGUUUCUGGGUUGUAACAGAAUUACUCAAGAUGCGAUUGAAUCCGAAUGGCGACGCGUCGACCUUCCCCAAACGUUCAGCCUUGCCACACAUUGCUGGCACACCAAAGGACAAUGCUUGGUUUUGGGGCGGCCACGACGAACUUGGUCGAUUAAACCUCCUCACUCCACAGCGAAUAGCAAAAACGACACAAGAAAGUGUUAAAACGGGAGAAUCAGUAUCACUGGAUUUGCCAUUGAACAUUCCGGGCCCAGCCUUCUUUGGACGAAAAGGAUUAAAACAUAGCAUCAAGAACAUAGCCCCUGGCGCUUUCGAUGAUGAACUAGCAUUCAACACGCAGAGCAGUAGCCAGUGGGAUGGCUUCCGCCAUUUCGCGCAUCCAAUAUAUAACUGCCAUUACAACGGCGUUAUCUCUGACGAAAUCAUGGCCGAUUUGGACAACGAUGGAGAAGACGGCGAAGCAGCACCUGAGCGCUCAAGAAAACUCGGUAUCGAUGCCUGGGCUAAGAAAGGCAUCAUAGGCCGUGGUAUCCUCCUGGAUGUAUACUCUUGGGUCCAGAAGUCAGGCAAGGCAUAUGAUCCUUUCACCAAACACUCCAUAACAGCCGAUGAUCUUCGUGCAUGCGCGGAGUCUCAGGGCACGUCGUUUCAAACAGGUGACAUACUCCUAAUACGCACAGGAUGGCUCUCAACAUAUAAUGCUCUCUCUACUGCCCAGAAAUCCGAUCGCAGCACCAUGCCACUAGAUCAACACUUUUACGCCGGUCUUGAUGCCACAGAUUCCAUGAAGGACUUCUUAUAUGACAACUACUUUGCGGCUGCUGCGACGGAUAACGCGAAUUUUGAGGUUUGGCCACCAGAGAGCUGGGAGGGGAGUCUACAUGCAAGUAUGCUUAGCAUGUGGGGCAUGCCGAUUGGAGAGCUUUGGAAUCUCGAGACGCUGGCAGAAAUGUGUCGGGAGAAGGGGAGGUGGGAGUUUUUGGUUGUCAGUAAGCCGGUUGACGUACCUGGGGGUGUUGGGAGCUUACCGAAUGCGGUUGCGAUAUUCUGA